This is a messenger RNA of Dromaius novaehollandiae (emu), 5526 nucleotides long. Its product is annotated as guanylate cyclase soluble subunit beta-2-like. Bases 54 to 2393 code for a protein of 779 amino acids. Gene Ontology annotation, molecular function: heme binding; guanylate cyclase activity. Gene Ontology annotation, biological process: response to oxygen levels; cGMP biosynthetic process. Gene Ontology annotation, cellular component: guanylate cyclase complex, soluble. Lineage: Eukaryota; Metazoa; Chordata; Aves; Casuariiformes; Dromaiidae. The record is from RefSeq and is a predicted model, not a curated record. The transcript is spliced from 16 exons.
GCGGCUCGUCCCCGGGCGCGGCGGGGCCGCGGCAGCGCGGAGCCGGCGGCGGGAUGUAUGGAUUUAUAAAUACGUGCCUGAAGUCACUGGUGGUUGAAAAGUAUGGUGAAGAAACAUGGGAAAAAUUAAGACUCCAGGCUGGAGUUCAGGAUACUUUUCUGACUUUUGAAGUGUACAAAGAUGAGAUUACCAUGCAACUCAUUGAUAAAGCCUGCAAAAUACUAGGUGUUCCCGCUGACAUGGUUCUGAGGCAGUUUGGCGAGUAUUUCUUUGAAUUUUGUAAACGUUCAGGCUAUGACCACAUGCUGAGAACGCUGGGUGGAAACCUCUAUGAGUUCAUAGAGAACCUGGAUGCGCUGCACAGCUACCUGUCCCUUUCUUACCAGGAGAUGAACGCACCAUCUUUUAGAGUUGAGAAGAAUGAAGAUGGAUCAAUGCAUUUACAUUACUAUUCAGACAGAAGAGGUCUGUGCCAUAUUGUGCCAGGAAUCAUUGGUGCAGCAGCCCUGGAUUUUUUUAACAUUGAUAUUUCAAUGGAAAUAGUCAAUCAGACCGAAGAGGAAGAAAGAACUGGGAAAAAAGAACAUAUUGUUUUCCUUGUCACUCAAAACCCUGUAUUUUCAUACAAAGAAAGAAAGAAAAUUUCUUCCUCACCUCAAUAUUUUGCUGCCUCUGAAAAUCAAAUCAAGAACCAACUGAAUAAAGAGGACCUUGAAAAAGCCAAUACAGUUAGAGACAGAGGAAGCCCUGUUUGUCCUGUCAAGAAAAGUCACUGGAAAACAAUCAGAGGAAUAAUUACACUGGGAAAAGGCAAACUCCUGAGAGGAUUUGAUCCUGUUUAUCCCAAGAGUCUCUGGAUUGACCCAAAAACAUUUUGCAAUGGACUUCCUUUUCAUAUGGUUUUUGACAAAGAGCUCAGAGUGAAACAAGCUGGGGUGAGCAUUCAGAAGAUUGUUCCUGGCCUUCAGACCGUGGGCAUCUGCCUGGAUCACUAUUUCAGUAUCAUUCACCCAGAAGUACCCUUCACCAUCUCUAGCAUUCAGAAAUUUAUCAACAGCCAAUUUGUUUUCCAGACUAGGAGGGAGAUGAUGCCAAAGUCAUGGCAGCAACGGCCAAUGCUAGAGCUGAGAGGCCAGAUGAUCUGGAUGGAGCCCCUGCAGUGCAUGCUCUACCUCUGCUCCCCUUUGCUUCGCACUUUGCAUGAGCUGGAAGAGCGACAGAUGCACAUUGCAGACAUUGCCCCCCAUGACGUGACCAGGGAUUUGAUUCUGCUCAAUCAGCAGCGACUGGCGGAGAUGGAGCUCUCUAACCAGCUGGAGAGGAAGAAGGAGGAGCUGCGGAUACUCUCGAAGCACCUGGAAGAAGAAAAGAAAAAGACUGAAGCUCUGCUCUAUGCCAUGCUUCCUCAGCACGUGGCCAACCAGCUAAAGGAGGGGAAGCGAGUUGAGGCAGGGGAGUUCAGAGAGUGCACCAUACUGUUCAGCGAUGUUGUGACCUUCACCAACAUUUGUGCCCAAUGUGAGCCUAUUCAGAUAGUCCUCAUGUUGAAUUCGAUGUACCUACUAUUUGACAGACUGACUACGGUGCAUGACGUGUACAAGGUGGAGACGAUUGGAGAUGCCUAUAUGGUAGUCGGUGGGGUCCCUGUGCCCGUAUCCUCUCAUGCAGAGCGGGUUGCUAACUUUGGCUUGGGUAUGAUAAUAGCCGCAAAAGGAGUAAAGAACCCAGUUUCUGGGAAUCCUAUUCAAAUUAGAGUUGGGAUCCAUACAGGUCCUGUCUUGGCUGGAGUUGUUGGAGAAAAGAUGCCUCGUUAUUGCUUAUUUGGAGACACAGUGAAUAUAGCCUCCCGGAUGGAGAGUCAUGGUGUCCCCAGUAAAAUUCAUCUAAGCUCCAGUGCCUAUCAAUGCCUAAAAUACAAGAAUUUUGAGAUGACUGAAAGAGGAGAAAUAGAAGUGAAAGGCAAAGGGAAAAUGCACACCUACUUCCUGGUUAGGAAUAAAACUGCGACUGAGAAUGAGAUUAUGGGAAGGCCAGUGAAAGAGUCAGAUUCUGGUCAUGAAUCUGUUCAGUCCUUUGAAGAGGGCAGGACUGAAACAAUACCAAGUUCUCAUCAGUCAGUUAUGCAGGCUCAGCCAGGGAAGAACCAGCCAACAGCCAUUGCAAUGAAGUAUACUGAUGGUCCCACAGAUGCACAAAACAGCCGCAAAGGAAGAAAUCAAGCAAAAAUUGCAGAUUUAACAGGCAAAACUUAUGAUUCCAAAAGCUAUGGGAGUCUCCAUGGCAACCAGCAUUCAGAUGACGAUCCUUGUCCUCUAAACCGGGAACGAGUCAAACCAGCUACUGAAGAGCCACAGAUUAGAGAUGUCCGCUCUAAUUUUUGCAAUUUACUCUAAGUUUCUGACUUAUGUUAAACAGAGCCAUUUUAUUAUGAUUUACUACAUUUUGCUGUUGUGGGACUGAUUUUGUAUAUCAAGCAGCACAUGCUAUUGUAAAAAAAAAAAAAAGGGAAAAAAUGCAUUUCAUCACAGUUUUCAAGAAAAAGAAAACAAUGGAGCAUAAUUCUUUUUUUAAUCAUGCUACAUGUGCCAUAUAACGCUCCUACUGGAGAAUGAAAACACUACAAGAUGGUUGGAGAUGUAUUUUUCAGCCUCUGCCUUGUCUUUGAAACACCUGAUGUAAAAAUCACUUCUUAGUAUCUCAUGCAGCAAUUGAGAAAGAGGUGACUCAUACAACUAGAAAUAUUCCUACUCAAAUGCGCAUUUGCAAUAAAAGAAACUUUCCCUGAAGCAACCAUCUAUCUUGUCUUCAUCACAACCAACAGCUUCCCUAAGUAAGGUCAGCAGAAUUUGAUCUACAUUACAACUAUGAUGACCAUUGAAUCUCUUAACAAGUCUUUUGUUGGGUAAAGGCAUUGUGUAGUAGAACUGCAGGCUAGAUUUAGAUCUAAUACAACCUCUAUUUUCCAUCACGAAUAGAGAAUAUUGUGUACUUCAUAGCACAUAACUGUUAGAAAACAAUGUGCACUCUUUGAGCCAGCUAUCCAUGCUGUACUUAGAAGAUUUUAGAAGGAAAUGCAUAUUUAGCAUCAAAUUCAUCAUAGUACUGAAGGCCAGUUCAAGCUGCCUAUGAACCACUUCAGACCUUCAAUGUAGGUUUCAGUUUAUUUCUCAUAUUCCUUCCCCAGCUAAACAAAAGUAAGAUUUCAGAACUACAGAAGGAGCAUGUCACUGCUGAAAUUAAUGCCGUUAACAUCGUUUAAAAUAAGUGUUAAAGAUCAACAUCACUUACCUGGUAUCAGAGGCUCCUUAGAUGAAUGAAUGACUUCCAUUCUGAUAUAUUAUUAAUCAGUAAUGGCAGAGCAAAACUGGAGUUCAGCUGCAGGGAUUUAAGAUUUAGGAGCAAGAAUACAAUGGAUAUAAAGAUUGUGGACAGCGUGGCACAUCAUAAAUUGUCCUCUCAUUCCUAUGAAUCCAGCUUGGAGUCGAUGGAUUGUACUGUAUGCUGGAGGAGUUUGACAUUAAGUGCACCCUACACUGAUGAUCUUUGGGUAUGGAUUCAUCAUCUAAGGAUGUGAACAGAAGACUCAAUUGAACUUGGAGCAAGAACUCACUGGAGAUGAUAUUGUCACUCCUCUGUUACAGUCUGGAGCAUCACAUUUCCACCUCAGUAUCUGCAGGAAGAGUGAAGCUCGUCUUUAAACACCAGGCAGAGAGGUAAGACUGAUGAAAGGCAUCUCAUCCUCUCUGUAGUAGAACAAGAUGAAAUUUCACCUGGUUGAAAGUCCUUUUUAAAGCUCUGAGACAGUAGCUCCUUUGGCUGGGUGCUCUUUGACGCUGUCCAUGUCAGCAAGUAGUGCAGACCAAAGGAGAAGGAUAUGCAGAGUGUUGAUUUCCACCCUACAAGAAUUUCGGAGUGUUUUCUAGAGUGGUCCCAUACACUGAGUAUCUGUUAGGUUUUGUAGCACAUUAGGAGUACAUUUUCUGACUUAGUCUCAUCCAGAAGAGGUUGGUUCAUGUGCUUUGAGAUGACUCCGCAAUGUGAACCAAAGCAUGGUAAGUGGGGGCGAUUAGGAAAUUCACUUCAGAAGUGUACUCCUGAUCCUGACUAAAAUGCUAAUGUAGACGUACCAUUUAAUGGUUUAAUGUCAGCACUUUCCACAAUGCAACUGAGCAAUACCAUUCUGGAAGAGUGAAGCUUUAUGACUGUCAAGAUUUUUAUUUUUUAUUUUAUUUUUUUAAAGUUCAGGAUAUUGUUAUCUGGGAAAUAUUCAUUAUUUUGGAGACGUAUCUCUGAUAUCUGCUGUAGGGCAAAGAUGUGUCUAAGCCUAACUAUUUUUAAGCUGAGCGUUAAGGUUUUAGAUGUUUGAUUGUGUGCCACCCUUAGACGCACAUCUAAACUUCACAUUCGGCCCUAGUAAUUCCUCCCAGAGGAGUCCUCCCUCCUCCUUCCAGAGCUCACGGCUCUGCACUUGCAUAUUGUGGCCGCAGCUUUAUAAAAACUUUCCUAAAGAGAGAGAGUGCCCGAUUUCUCUCUCACUCACAGUGGCAUAAAUCUAAAGUAGCAGUUAAAUCAGUGCUAUUCUACUGAUUUAAGCUGAGAAUUAACUCUGACAAGACAAUUUUGUCUGCAGCCCAGAGGCUCAUUUCACUACUCGUGACUAGUCAUGCUAGUAGAACAUGUCUUAGCAAAUGUCAGUGAUAGACUCGCUCUUUGUCUGCCUUUGCUGUGGAGACAGGCAGCCCCCUGUGCCCACGCGCGGUGAGACAGAGGACUAUCUCCGGUGGCCAGUGCUAAUGCGGGAGGGAGCCUCUCGCUGCCUCACCUCCUCUCACAGGCUCUUACCUGCGUGGUUGAUCAUCACUGACCAGCUCUCCCACAGGAAGGAUUUCCAGUUGGAAACACUGUGCAGCUCCAACAGGUUCCUCGCCUGGCCAUCAGCGUUUAGGAUCAAGUAUGUAUUCCAGUGUGGUUUUAGGUGGAAGCCCAGGGCUCCCCUGUGAGCCUGUGUAGAUCUCUUUGGGAGGAAGAAAAAAAAGGACCAUGGCUUAAUUGCCACCUGAAUCUCUCCUCCCAAAUUUUAACACUUGCUUUGCUUAUACCUGCCCAUUUUGCACUGAACAGUCUAUGAAUGUUUGGUACUGGAAUGUUUUAAUUGCCAGCAAAUGCUCCAUGGUAACCUGUUUUAUGCUGUACUUUGGUGAAAUUGAUGUGAUCAGUGGUUUCUCUGUGGCCUCUGCUACGUCCCAUUUUCCUGCUUCUGUCCUGGAGAUGCAGAGCUAGGUCACACCUGCACAACUGUUUAAAAAAUAAAUGUGCCUGAGUAUCAUCAUGUGUUCUUAAAACUAGGCACUGCUAAAGACAGAAAUGAUGCAAAAAUAUCAUUCAGAAAUAAAUCCUUCCAUUAAUAUACUGACUCCCAUUUUCAAUGACUACUUUGAGUCUUUUCCCUUCCACAUUUUUUGUUCUUCUUCCUUAUGCCUAUUCAGGAAUUCCUUAAGAAUGUUUUACCUCUAAUAAACGUCAAGU